GAACGAAGAUGUUUCGAUAGGUGCUUGGUUAGCAGGUCUUUCUGUUCAUUAUGUUCAUGAUCCUCGUUUUGAUACCGAAUUUCGUUCCAGAGGAUGCAACAAUCAAUAUAUUAUCACACAUAAGCAAACACUAUAUUCUUUAAAGAAAUUAUAUGCUUCAGUUGUAAAUACUGGUAAGCUCUGUGAAAAGGAAUAUCGCAUCCGACCAUCUUACGUUUAUGAUUGGUCAGUUCCACCGAGUAUGUGCUGCGUUCGACAAAAUGGCUCUACCAUACCGUAA
Messenger RNA from Acanthocheilonema viteae, 280 nucleotides. The record is from the annotation of a GenBank genome assembly. Lineage: Eukaryota; Metazoa; Nematoda; Chromadorea; Rhabditida; Onchocercidae.